AUGGAGCAACAAGUUCCCAUUCAUUCUUCUUGUGUGGAACCUUAUAAAUGCCGAAAAUUGACUGUUCAUGAAAUAAUUCAUUUAUUGUUGCGUCCGCAUAAAUGCGACAAAUGCGAGAAAACUUAUAAAACUAAGCAAGCUUUAAGUCGCCAUUAUCAACGUCGACAUUCUGAUUCCGAGAAACCUUAUAAGUGCAAAGUAUGUGAUAAACGUUUUACUACAAAAUUCGAAGUAACUAACCAUGAAGCAGUUCAUUCAUCGUUGCGUCCGUAUGAAUGCGACAAAUGCGAGAAAACUUUUAAAACUAAGCAAACUCUAAGUCGCCAUUAUCAACGUCAACAUUCUGAUUCCGAAAAACCUUAUAAGUGCAAAGUAUGUGAUAAACGUUUUACUACAAAAUUCGAAGUAACUAACCAUGAAGCAGUUCAUUCAUCGUUGCGUCCGUAUGAAUGCGACAAAUGCGAGAAAACUUUUAAAACUAAGCAAACUCUAAGUCGCCAUUAUCAACGUCAACAUUCUGAUUCCGAAAAACCUUAUAAGUGCAAAUUUAAGAAGUGUAAUAAAAGUUUUUAUGCAAAAAAGAAAUUGACUGUUCAUGAAAUAAUUCAUUUAUUGUUGCGUCCGCAUAAAUGCGACAAAUGCGAGAAACCUUAUAAAACUAAGCAAGCUCUACGUCGCCAGUAUCAACGUCGACAUUCUGAUUCCGAGAAACCUUAUAAGUGCAAA
Pseudomyrmex gracilis is the source of this 726-nucleotide messenger RNA. Its product is annotated as zinc finger protein 2 homolog. NCBI's taxonomy places the organism in Eukaryota, Metazoa, Arthropoda, Insecta, Hymenoptera, Formicidae. The annotation marks the transcript as partial. The record is from RefSeq and is a predicted model, not a curated record. Gene Ontology annotation, biological process: regulation of transcription by RNA polymerase II. Gene Ontology annotation, molecular function: zinc ion binding; RNA polymerase II cis-regulatory region sequence-specific DNA binding; DNA-binding transcription factor activity. The transcript has 5 exons.